Molecule: messenger RNA, 2385 nt
Organism: Cryptomeria japonica (Japanese cedar)
Lineage: Eukaryota; Viridiplantae; Streptophyta; Pinopsida; Cupressales; Cupressaceae
Product: putative receptor-like protein kinase At3g47110
Exons: 4
Coding region: 1-2385 (794 amino acids)
Biological process (GO): protein phosphorylation
Molecular function (GO): protein kinase activity; ATP binding; protein binding
Source: RefSeq, a predicted model, not a curated record
AUGGCUUUAGCUUGUCCCCUUCUACUCUUGUUUCUCUCUGCACUACCUUGUUAUAAUUCUUAUUACUCUGAUCAACAAGCUCUUCUGUCUUUUAAGCAUUCACUUUCUCUCGAUUCCAGCAAUUCUUUGCUCGAUUGGUCUCCUAAUCACUCCCUAUGCAACUGGACUGGUGUUGCAUGCUCUUCUCGUCACCAGCGUGUGGUUUCCUUGAAUCUCACAGGUAUGUCUUUAGCGGGCACCAUCUCUCCUUUUCUUGGCAACCUCUCUUUUCUUAGAGUACUCGCUCUCAAAAAUAAUAGCUUUCAUGGCCAAAUUCCUUCUCAACUGGGGAGGCUUUUACGCCUUAGAGUACUUAGAUUGUCUAGAAAUAAAUUGCAAGGUUCCAUCCCCUCCACUCUGGCUAAUUGUCAUUUAUUGCAACGUCUCAUAUUAUCCUAUAACCUUUUGAGUGGAGCUAUACCUUCCCAGCUUGGGAUUCUUUCACAUUUAGAGAUGCUUAUUUUAGGAGAAAACCAACUAACAGGCGUAAUCCCGCGUACUCUGGGAAACCUGUCAUCUUUAGUUGACUUGGAGUUGUUGGAAAAUGAGCUGCAUGGUGAUAUUCCUGUUGAACUUGGUAUGCUUACUCAAUUAGAAAAUCUUUAUCUUGGUCACAACAACUUGACAGGAGUAAUUCCUAUUGAGCUGGGUAUGGUUAUUCAACUUCGAAUGCUUGAUCUUGGUACUAAUAACUUGACAGGAGUAAUUCCCAUUGUCCUUUCCAAUUGUACUCUUCUCCAAGUUUUGUUAAUAGCACUCAGUCAGCUUCCAAAUCUUCAAAGAUUGUAUUUGGAUAAAAAUGAUUUAGAUGGAAGAAUUCCAGAAAGUUUUGGUCAUGCAAAACAACUUGGGUUGUUAGUAUUGAGUGAAAACAUGCUUUCAGGCCAAAUUCCAGAAAGUCUUGGUGAUCUUCCCCAACUAAGAGAUCUUUUUCUUCAUCACAAUCAAUUAUCAGGGAGAAUACCUGCUAGUUUAGGGAGGUGCAUCACUUUGGAAAAGGUGGACUUGUCUCACAACAAGCUAGAAGGAAAUAUACCUCCCGAAUGGAUAAAUCUUACAAAUCUGCAAUUUUAUUUCAAUAUUUCUAGCAAUUCAUUGCAAGGUUCUAUUUUAGCAAUGAGUAAAAUGGUAAUGGUCCAAGCUAUAGAUGUUUCACUCAACAACUUUUUAGGUGAAAUUCCAGCUGUACUAUCAAGUUGCACAAACUUGCAAUAUUUAAAUCUUUCAUGGAAUUCAUUUGAUGGACCAAUACCGGCAUCACUCACAAGCCUGAAAUAUCUACAAGAUAUUGAUCUCUCAAGCAACAAUUUGUCAGGCACAAUCCCAAUGGCUUUCCAAGAAAUGAAAAUGCUUCAACAUAUCAAUCUCUCUUCAAAUAGAUUAACAGGAGAAGUUCCAAAGGGGGGAGUUUUUGCAAGAAUUGAUGAGUCAGCAAUUUUAGGAAAUGUUGGCCUUUGUGGCACCUGGAUUAAGUUAAAAUCAUGCUCUAACUCUCAGCACAAACAGUUCUUGGUCUCUGAAAAGGUGAUGGUACCAGUUGUGAUCGGCAUUACAAUAUUCAUCUUGUCUUCUAUUUUAUUUCUAUUAUUCUAUAAGAGACAUAUAAAUCAAGAUAGCCUUGAACUCAACACUGGGCUUGCAAGAAUUUCAUAUGAAGAACUUGAAGAUGCAACUAGUGGAUUUAGCCAAACCAAUUUGUUAGGGGUUGGUAGUUUUGGAUCUGUUUAUAGAGGUAUUCUCAACAAUGGUACAAACAUUGCUGUUAAAGUUCUCAAUUUGCAAGAAAAAAAUGCUCUCAAAAGUUUUGAAAGAGAAUGGAAUGAUAUGACUGCACAUAUAUCAGUGACUUCUGCAAGUAUACUAAAGGGGUCUGUUGGCUACUUUGCACCAGAAUAUGGAGUGGGUGGAAAGAUUUCAACAAAAGGAGAUGUAUAUAGCUAUGGAAUUCUACUUUUAGAAUUGCUGACAAGGAGGAGACCAACAAAUACCAUGUUUUUAGAAGGUAUUAAUCUACCAAAAUGGGCAAGCAUGGGCUUUCCAAAUAAAAUUGAAGAAGUGUUGGAUAACCACCUACUUAGAGAUGUUAAUGUAUUAGAUAAAGAAAAGGUAUUGGAAUGCCUUACUCAAUUUUUGCAAGUAGGAUUGGUUUGUACAAGGGAGCUUCCACAACAACGCCCAAAUAUGAUGGAGAUUGUUGAGAGAUUAAAAAAAAUAACAAGUACAUAUUUGGGUACUCCAAGAGAUUUUCAUUUGCCCAUAAAUAUCUCAGCUUUGCUUGAGAGUACAAGUGGUCAAAGAAACACAAAUUCACGAAGCCCUGAAAAUUGGUCUACAUCUACAUCUUAG